AUGGUAAUGGCACUUAAACAGUUCCCUUUCCUAAUCAAAGCCCUAACCUUUCCCACAAUCCCACGUCCGGCGACAACCAAACCCUCGAGUCCUCUCCUCCGCCCAAAACCCAUCAAGCCGAUCACCGUCAAAAUGUCGUCGGCGGGAUGGUCCUGCAAGAAGUGCACGUUCAACAACUCCCCUACUUCCAAAUCCGCCUUUAAAAUCUGCCUCACCCCGGUUUCUCCUCCUCACGUCGCCAUUUCCCCUUCUUCCGAUGACGAAUCGCAGCAGUGGGCCUGCGAGGCCUGUACUUUGCUCAACUCGUUCAAGAACUCCGACUGCGUAAUGUGCGGCACAAGGGCUCCUCGUCCCUUUUCCGACGAUACUUCCAUCGAAUCCGAAUUGGAUCCUUUGGUUGGCUCCGUUUUCCUUCCCUUGAGGUCCUGCAAGAGGAAAGCGGCUGAUUUUGAUGGUGGCGGGCAGAAGGGUUCUGCGGAGCUGGGUGGAGGUAAUGGGCUGAAUUCAUCCAAAAGGCUGGUCCUGUCCAAGGAUUUUGUUUCGAGCUCAGAACAUGAUAGAUUGGAAUUGGGUGGAGUUAGGGCGCUAGACAAGGCUGCUUCUGUUACUGUUCUAAAGGGUGAUGUCGAUUCACCUAAGCUUGCAAGCUCUCUGAAGAUCUUGAGCUACAAUGUCUGGUUUCGAGAGGACUUGGAAUUGCGUCGGAGGAUGAAAGCAAUUGGAGACUUGAUUCAGUUGCAUUCCCCUGAUAUUAUAUGCCUUCAGGAGGUUACUCCGGAAAUAUUCGACAUAUUUCAGAGAUCCACUUGGUGGAAAACGUAUCGGUGUAAUCUUUCAAGUGAGACACCAAGUUCAAGCGCCUACUUCUGCAUGCAGUUAAGCAAGCUUCCUGUUAAAUCCUUCAGCAUAAGGCCUUUUUGGAACUCCAUAAUGGGGAGAGAGCUGUGUAUUGCUGAGCUUCAAAUUGGGGGAAACAAGCCACUAGUUGUUGCCACUAGCCACCUCGAGAGCCCCUGCCCGGGCCCACCAAAAUGGGAUCAAAUGUUCAGCAAGGAACGAGUAGUUCAGGCGAAUGAGGCUGUCAACAUCCUGAAGGAGAAUCGUAAUGUGAUCUUUGCCGGUGAUAUGAACUGGGAUGACAAGUUGGAUGGCCAGUUUCCCUUACCUAGCGGAUGGAUUGAUGCCUGGGCAGAGUUGAAGGCAGGGGAUAAUGGAUGGACAUACGACACCAAGUCCAACCAGAUGUUGACCGGAAAUAGGACACUACAGAAGAGACUCGAUCGAGUUUUAUGCUGUCUGCGAGAUUUCAGCGUCAGUAGUAUCGAAAUGGUUGGGAAGGAGGCUAUACCUGGGUUAUCAUACAUAAAAGAGAAGAAAGUUAGGCAGGAGGUGAAGAAGCUCGAGCUUCCUGUUUUGCCAAGUGACCAUUAUGGGUUGCUCUUAACUCUUUCUGCAAAGUAAUGGCUUUGGGAAUGAUUGUGUAGUCAAAGCACAGGAGGCAAGAAAUCUGUCUCCAUUUUGGUCAUUGCUUUGAUUUAUGAGAUUUGUAAGGACAUGAAAAUAUUCCGCUAUGCUUAUGUUUUGAACAGAAUACAUGACAAUUGACAAGCUCACAUUUCUUUAAGUAGUGCUUUUAUUUUUGGUG
This is a messenger RNA of Linum tenue, 1645 nucleotides long. The record is from the annotation of a GenBank genome assembly. NCBI's taxonomy places the organism in Eukaryota, Viridiplantae, Streptophyta, Magnoliopsida, Malpighiales, Linaceae.